UGUAAUUUAGAGAGAAUGAGGGCGAUCAGUUCCACUUAGAUAACCACAAGGCAAUAAACCCCCCUCCCUCCCCAGGCUAGGGCUGACCUUAGGGCUUGAACUGUGUAAUCACAUGACCAGCUCGUAAACUGACCUAAGAGAGGAAGGGUCCCUGUCCUUUCCAGUCCUCAUAGUCAGAAUAGGCAAUUCAAGCAACAGGAGAGUGCCCAUCAUGCUGCUGGUUUCAUUGUAAUAUUCUCAGCUCCAUGGCAGCAACCAAGCUCAGUCGUACAGGCAUGAGAUGGACACAUGGGAAGAUGACCGCGUUGACCAGAGGGCGUGCCUUAUCUGUGGGGAUCGUGCCACAGGACUGCAUUAUGGCAUCAUCUCUUGUGAGGGGUGCAAAGGAUUCUUUAAGCGCAGCAUCUGCAAUAAGAGAGUAUACCGAUGCAGUCGCGAUAAGAAUUGUGUCAUGUCGCGAAAGCAGAGGAACCGUUGCCAGUACUGCCGCCUCCUUAAGUGCCUCCAGAUGGGAAUGAAUAGAAAAGCUAUUAGAGAAGAUGGAAUGCCUGGUGGAAGAAACAAAAGCAUUGGUCCUGUACAGAUUUCUGAUGAGGAGAUAGAAAGGAUUAUGUCUGGUCAAGAGUUUGAGGAAGAAGCCAACACAUCAUGGAGUAACAACGGUGAUAGUGACCACAGUUCUCCAGGCAAUGUAGUGUCUGAAAGUAACCAGCCUUCUCCAGUGUCCACACCUUCCUCCAGUAGAUCAGUGGAACUAAAUGGAUUUGGUUCUCUUCGGGACCAGUAUUUGGGCACUCCUGCACCAACGCACUAUCAAUACCUACCUCACCUAUUUAGCUGCUCCACUCAUUCUGCUAUAAUACCAUCCCAAACCCGAAGUCUGGACCCUCAGUCGCACACCCUCAUCAAUCAGCUACUGGCUGCAGAAGACAUGGAACCACUAAAUACCCCUAUGCUGAUCGAAGAUGGGUACAAAGUAACACAAUCUGAGCUGUUUGCUCUUUUGUGUCGGCUUGCAGACGAACUCUUGUUCCGUCAGAUUACAUGGGUAAAGAAGCUGCCAUUUUUUUGUGACCUUUCCAUUAAAGAUUACACAUGCCUAUUGAGUACGACUUGGCAAGAGUUAAUUCUUCUGUCUUCGCUGAUAACUUACAACAAGCAAAUCUUUGGGGAUCUAGCUGACGUCACCUCCAAAUACUCGCCUUCAGAAGCAGAGCUUCAUAGAUUUAGUGAGGAGGGCAUGGAAGUGAUGGAAAGGCUUAUUUACUUGUAUCGAAAAUUCAGCCAGCUGAAGGUUAGCAAUGAAGAAUAUGUCUGCAUGAAAGCCAUCAACUUCCUGAAUCAAGAUAUCCAAGGUCUUAGCAGUGUUUCCCAGCUGGAGCAGCUGAAUAAGAGGUACUGGUACGUGUGCCAGGACUUCACAGAGUAUAGGUAUUCACACCAACCCAACAGAUUCCCAGACCUUAUGAUGUGUUUGCCUGAGGUCCGCUACAUUGCUGGGAAGCUGGUGAAUGUACCCCUGGAGCAACUACCUCUGCUUUUCAAAGCGUUUCUUCACUCAUGCAAAACAAAUGUCAGCAAGGAGUAAGCAUCCAGAUGAAAUGGCUAAAUAACAGCUGCCACAAGUGGCUGCUUUGGAAUUGUUAAAAAAGAAAAAAGACAAUUACUCCCUAUAUGGGAGCCAAAUGUUUGCUUUUUUUUUUUUUUUUUUUUCUUCACUCUUUUCUUAUCUAUUUAUUUCCUGACAGAGUUGAAUGUAGUAUCUUCAACAUGGAUGCACAAAGAAAAAUGCAGUUUCUGCAUUUCAUUGCUGUUUACAGAACUAGGAUUUUUAUGCCUUUUAUUGGGAGGGUUUCUCUUCCUGUAUGGAUGAGAAUAUAAGUGUUAUGGUGUUGCUAUUUUGUGUUUUUAAUUUUGUACUUUUUUUUUAGAUUUAGUUAUUCUUUUGUUGGGAGUGGGGAUGGCAUUUUUGAAUAGUGUUUUGAAUGAAAAAAAAAACUACCUCAAUUUUAAAUUGUUUUGCUUUAUUUUUAAAUAUUUUGGAUUGUAGACAAUACAAUAUUUUAGAUAAACUUGCUGAGAUGAGCCACGUGAUUGUGCCGUUCUUUCAUUUUUUCAGUGUUGUGCAGUGUCUGGCUUUGAACUAAUUUUUAAGGCAUACUUUACCAAAGCUUAAUAUACAUCCUUGGAUAGCAUGUUAUGGUUAGUUAGGACUUGGCUGUAACAUUUGAUAAAAAUAUGACUUGUUGGAACCUGGAUUAAUGCAUCACAUUUACAUAUACACUACUGUGCAAAUGUUUUAGGCAGGUGUGAAAAAAAUGCUGUAAAUUAAGAUUUCUUUGAGAAAUAGAAGUGUUAAUGGUUUAUUUUCAUCAAAGGGGAAAGUAAAUGAACAGAAGAGAAUUCCAAAUUAAAUCAAUAUUUGGGGUGACCAUCCUUUUCCUUCAAGCAUUGAUUCUUCAAGGUACACUUGCAUGCAGUUUUUAAAUGAACUCAUCAGGUAGGUUGUUCCAAUCAUAUUGGAGAACAGAUCUUCUGUGGAUGUAGGCUGCACUCAGUCUCUUCAUGUAGUUCUGGACAGACUCUAUGAUGCUGAUGAGAUUAGGGUUCUGUGGGGGCCAAACAAACCAUAACUUUCAGGGUUCCAUGUUCUUUACGCUGAAGAUUUUGUGUUUUUAAUGACAUUGGCUGUAUGUCUGGGGUUGUUGUCCUGCUGCAAAAUAAAUAUGGGGUCAAUCACACACCUCCCUGAGGGAUGUCAUGAUGGAUAAGUAUCUGCCUAUAUUUCUUGGCUUUGAUGAUACCAUUGAUCCUUACCAAAUUUCCAAUUGCAUUUGCAGAAAUGCAGCCCCAAAUUUGCAAAGGAACCUUCGCUAUUCUUCACUGUUGCCUACAAACACUCAUUAUUGUACCACUCUCUAGCCAUUCAGCAAACAAACUGCCCCCUGCUGUAACUAAAUAUUUAAAAUUUGGACUCAUCAGUCCAGAGCACCUGCUGCCAUUUUUCUGCACCCCAGUUCCUAUGUUUUCAUGCAUAAUUUAGUCACGUUGCUUUGUUUCCAUGUCGGAGGUAUAGUUUUGUGGCUGUAAUUCUUCCAUGAAGACCACUUCUGGCCAGAGAGUGGAUAGGCGUACCAGGGUCCCACUGGUUUCCACCAGUACUGUGCUGAUGGCACUGCUGGACGACUACUUCAAAUAAACUUAAACAACACAGCUUUGAAAUUUUAGCUUGGCAGAGGUGCUUGCUAAUGCAGUAGAACUACCUUGUGUCUUGUUGCUGUGCUCAGUCUUGCCAUAGUGUAUGUGUAUGACUGUGACAUAACACGGUCUUCCACAACCUCACCUUAGUAGCAGAGUUUGGCUGUUGCUCAUCCAGUUUUAAGCCUCCUA
This is a messenger RNA of Rana temporaria (common frog), 3390 nucleotides long. It is a transcript of the gene NR6A1, whose product is annotated as nuclear receptor subfamily 6 group A member 1. Lineage: Eukaryota; Metazoa; Chordata; Amphibia; Anura; Ranidae. The transcript has 9 exons. Gene Ontology annotation, molecular function: zinc ion binding; DNA-binding transcription factor activity; sequence-specific DNA binding. The coding region runs from base 281 to 1588 and encodes 435 amino acids. Gene Ontology annotation, biological process: regulation of DNA-templated transcription. The record is from RefSeq and is a predicted model, not a curated record.